AUGCCUGCUGGAGUCUCGUGGGGACAAUAUUUAAAAUUUAUGUCCUGUGCUGUAUUAUCAAUGAUGGCCGGUUCACAAUUGGUGCAUAUGUACUAUAAACCAUUGCAGGACUUGGAUGUAUACAUCGACAAAGAAGUUGAAGAGGUGUCAAAAACAAAAGGUGUAAAAUUAACUGGAAUAUCUAUUAAAAAGUCGGAUAAUAACAGUAAUGCUACAUAA
Musca vetustissima is the source of this 219-nucleotide messenger RNA. It is a transcript of the gene sloth2, whose product is annotated as ubiquinol-cytochrome-c reductase complex assembly factor 6. The transcript has a single exon. Gene Ontology annotation, biological process: mitochondrial respiratory chain complex III assembly. The record is from RefSeq and is a predicted model, not a curated record. Gene Ontology annotation, cellular component: mitochondrion. NCBI's taxonomy places the organism in Eukaryota, Metazoa, Arthropoda, Insecta, Diptera, Muscidae. The coding region runs from base 1 to 219 and encodes 72 amino acids.